AUGUUACGAGGGGAAAGCGAACCACACCCCAAGUUCAUAAAGAAAUGUGUAAACAUUGUAACAAUGUCGACGAAAAGAAUGAGUGACUCAGGAUUAAGUGGCCUGAACUUCCAAGAUCUGAUCGUGCGACAGGGUGCCAUCGAUUCACCGCCAAAAACCCCAUUCAUCCUUGGUUUUGAAUGUGCUGGAGAAGUCGAGCAGGUUGGCGAAGGCGUCACCAACUUCAAGGUUGGAGACCAAGUAGUCGCUCUUCCGGAGUACCGUGCCUGGGCAGAGCUGGUGGCUGUACCAGCACAGUAUGUGUACGCUCUGCCCUCGGGCAUGUCGGCCUUGGACGCCGUGGCCAUCACAACCAACUACGUGGUGGCUUAUCUGCUCCUCUUCGAGAUGGCCAACUUGACGCCUGGCAAGAGUCUUCUUGUCCACUCCGCUGGUGGUGGCGUGGGUCAAGCUGUAGCUCAACUGGCCAAAACGGUUGACGAUGUGACCGUAUUCGGAGUAUGCUCAAAGAGCAAGCACGAAGCCCUCAAAGCGAACAACAACAACAUCGAUCAUUUACUUGAGAGAGGCAGCGACUACACCAGCGAAGUCAGGAAGAUUUGCCCUGAUGGUGUGGAUAUUGUUUUGGACUGCCUUUGCGGUGAAGAGUGCAACCGUGGUUACUCGCUUCUCAAGUCCAUGGGACGGUAUAUCUUAUACGGCUCAUCUAACAUCGUGACCGGCGAGACGAAGAGUUUCUUCAGUGCUGCGCGUGCGUGGUGGCAAGUGGACAAGGUGUCGCCAAUCAAGCUGUUUGAUGAGAACAAGAGCUUGGCGGGUUUGAACCUCCGACACCUGCUAUUCCAGCACGGCCGUGCUGACUACGUUCGUCGUGCUGUCGACCGUGUGUUUACACUCUGGGGAGAAGGAAAAGUCAAGCCACUGGUUGACUCCACCUGGGCAUUGGAAGAUGUUGGUGAAGCGAUGCAAAAGAUGCACGACCGCAAGAACAUUGGCAAGCUUGUACUAGACCCGUCGCUUGAGCCCAAGCCGAAACCCGCAACUCCCGCCAAGGGCAAGUCCGGCAAGGAAAAGAAGCCAGCCAAAGAAAGCUCCGAGGAGAAGAAAGAAAAAGAGACUAAAGAGGAGGAGAAGAAGCCAGCGGAGAAUGGAGAAAAGAAUGGUGAGGAGGCCCUCACUAACGGUAACAGCGACGAAGAGUCCAAGGAUAAGGAGAAGGAAUCCAGCUGA
Molecule: messenger RNA, 1230 nt
Organism: Pieris macdunnoughi
Lineage: Eukaryota; Metazoa; Arthropoda; Insecta; Lepidoptera; Pieridae
Source: the annotation of a GenBank genome assembly